GUGUGGCAGGUGUUCAACAUUUCUUUCUGUACCGAAAGAACACUUUGAGGAGAGCGUUCUAAGUGGCCUAGUUGUUGUUUCCAACUAUUUUUGGAUUCCAGCACAAGACAAUGACUUAAUUGUUUAAAACCACAGAACUGGACAAGACAACAGCUGGAACAGGGAGUGGAGGGUGAAAAAGUGACACACUGGUCCCAUCCAUUUCACCAUGACACCAAGACCGGCAUUAAAAGCAACAUCUCUUCACACCAACACCACAACAGCUGCUCCAGGCUUCCUGCCCUCUUUACUGGACAGGAUUCCUUUGCCAAGAUGGGCCAUCUAUGCCAUAUUUGCCGCCAUCAUCUUGAUCAUUCUUAUCUGCGUGAUAUGCUGCUGUGUAAAAUGCUGCUGCAAGGGGAAAAAGAAGAGGAAGAAGAAGCCGGACCAGAAGAUCAAUAUGAAAGGGAUCUCAGGAACUACAACCGCAGCACUGGUCCAGCCUGAGACAGAAGAUGUGGAGUAUGGCUCAGCUGACCAGCAGAGAGGAAAACUGCAGUACUCACUGGAGUUCAACGCAUCCAAAUCAGAGCUGACUGUAGGGAUAAAAGAAGCUGCCGCUUUGAAAGCGAUGGACUCAGGAGGGACAUCUGACCCUUAUGUGAAAGUCUACAUCCUUCCCAACAAGUCCAAAACAUUUGAGACAAAAGUCUUCAGGAAAACCCUGAACCCAGUGUUCAAUGAACAUUUCAAGUAUCAGAUUCCUCAGAAGGAGCUGAUUGAGUCAACACUGGUGAUGCAAGUCUAUGACUUCAACAGAUUCUCCAAACACGACAUCAUUGGUGAGAUCAGACUGAAUCUGUCAACGGUGGACUGGAAUCAUGUGAUUGAGGAAUGGAGAGAUCUGAGCGAAGCUUCCAAACAUGAGCAAGAACAUCUAGGAGAGAUCUGCUUUUCUCUUCGUUAUGUCCCGGCUAGUAGUAAACUAACUGUGAUCAUACUGGAAGCCAAGAACCUGAAGAAGAUGGACCAGGGCGGCUCUUCAGACCCUUACGUGAAAGUUCAAUUGAUUCUGGAUAAGAAAAAGUGGAAGAAGAAGAAAACCUCAGUGAAGAAGCAGACACUGAAUCCAUACUUCAAUGAAUCUUUCACUUUUGAAGUGUCAUUUGAACAGGUUCAAAAAGUCCAGCUGGUCAUCUCUGUGUGGGAUCAUGACAAAAUGAGCAGAAAUGAUGCGAUCGGCAAAAUCUAUCUUGGCUGCGAUGCUACAGGAAACCAGCUGCGUCAUUGGGCGGAUAUGCUGUCCAACCCACGCAAGCCUGUGGCUCAGUGGCACACGUUACUCUCCUCUGAACAGGUGGACACAACGUUGGCCUUGAAACACACGCUAAAGAUCCCAUUCACAAACAAAACCUUCUGAAAAACCUCCAUUCCCAUUUGUAACAAUGUUCAUAAGAAUUUCAAUAAGUUAUACUGGAGUGUAAUACCCAGACUAUGGACCCCUAAGAAAACAUCUUUAUUUAUCACCAUUCUUUUCCAUUUAUUUAUAACAAUCCAUAUUAUUUUAGUGAAACAUUUCAUUAUUACUAUCUCCUAUGUUGUCUUCUCCAUAAUUUGUAGUUGUUAGCAAGUCUAAUACAUUUUAGUGAAUCAUUCAGAUGAAAGUAAAUAUGUUAGUAAGAAUGAUCUUCUUUGGAAAAGCUAAUUUCUUGUAGUUAAAUGACUUCAAAUCAAAUAUAAUGAAAUAUCUAUCUUUAUUUGUUGUAUUUAACAUAAAUGUAUCUGUAAGAUUAAUUUAAUGCUGUCACAUCACUCUAUUUUUUUGUUUUAUUAAAUUAUCUAUUACUUAUAUAUGCAUUGGUUAGCCACUAUUCUGAUGACCCUGUAUUUAGAGGAAUUUUAUUGUUCAUACAAUUUAUGAACGUGUUUUUAAAACCAGCAAAAACCUUCUCAUGCUCUGAAGCUUGGAAUAAAAUGAUGAUAUGUUCAGAGCUGAGGUUUGAAAAUGCAGACGCGAGACAGUCGUAUCAGGUUUGGCAAGUUCACACACACACACACACACAUAGGUGCAUGUUGAUUUCUCUUGUGACUAUAGUAAGCACUAGAUGAGGGUGUGAAUAUCAGUCUGUCAGCACACAUGUGGGCCAAUUACGGCUUUUAAUGAGGUUUCUUUCUUUGAGCGAGUUUACAGAACGCUAAAGGCUGGAGAACUCAUUAGUUGCUUUUGCACAGUCAUGCUUUAAACACUCAGGUACAUUUUGAAAUGUAUAAUUCAGAAUUCAUUAUUUUAUGUCAGCAACAAGCACAAUGGAAAAUGCUCAGGCACAUUUUGUACCUUCUUCAAAAUGCCCUGUGAUUGAUACAUGUUGUGUUUGUAUGAAAUCAAUGAAACCAAAGCAUUUCAAAAUGUCCAUUUCCACAAAUAAAAAGAUG
Messenger RNA from Labeo rohita (rohu), 2412 nucleotides. It is a transcript of the gene syt8, whose product is annotated as synaptotagmin VIII. NCBI's taxonomy places the organism in Eukaryota, Metazoa, Chordata, Actinopteri, Cypriniformes, Cyprinidae. Gene Ontology annotation, biological process: regulation of dopamine secretion; regulation of calcium ion-dependent exocytosis; cellular response to calcium ion. Gene Ontology annotation, molecular function: clathrin binding; calcium-dependent phospholipid binding; syntaxin binding. The record is from RefSeq and is a predicted model, not a curated record. Gene Ontology annotation, cellular component: axon; dense core granule; synaptic vesicle membrane. The coding region runs from base 209 to 1399 and encodes 396 amino acids. The transcript is spliced from 9 exons.